CUGGUAUUAGGGAGCCCUUGCCAAGUGGAUGGAGUGGGACUGCGCCUUUGGGAAUUGCUGGCAGAAACGCUAUGAACGGCAAAGAGGACCAGACAAUAUGGGGACGUACACGGUCCGCGUGGUCACCGGAGACUCGCUCUUGGCAGGCUCCAGCAACCUGGUGCAGCCGUGGCUAGUCGGCGAGCACCGGGAGGCGGAUCUUGGGAAGCUGCUGCGGCCGCUGCGGGGAAAGAAGACAGAGCUGGAGAUCAACGUCCCCUUGCAUUUGGGGCGCCUCCUGCUGGUGAAGCUGCGCAAACACAAAGGCCUGUUGGAUUUUGACUGAUUCUGCAAGUGGUUCACCGUAUUGGGACCUGGGACUCAAGGAGAAGUCUUUUUCCCCUGCUACAGUUGGGUGCAGAGCAACGGCAUUAUCUGCCUACCUGAGGGCACUGCCCGGACGGUGAGUGAUGACCUCCAGAAUCUGUUUAAGAAACACCGAGAACAGGAGUUGGAGGACAGAAGGAAGGUGUACUGGUGGGGCUUUUGGAAAGAUAGCUUAAUCCUGCCCAUAGCAGGGAACUCGCAGUGGGAUCGUCCCAGGAAUGAGAGGUUCAUGGAGGAUAAGGAUUUAGACUUCACCCUCUCUCUGGCAAAAGUGCUGAAGGACUUGGCCAUUAAGGGGACUCUAGAUUUUGCAAAUCCUGUGCAAAGACUGGAGGAUUACAAAAAGAUAUUCCCUCGUGGAAAGACUGCUCUGGCUGGGCAGGUCUGUGAUUCUUGGAAGGAUGAUGCCCUCUUUGGGUACCAGUUCCUCAACAGUGCAAACCCUAUGCUCCUGAGGGGAUCUAUGAGGAUUCCAACCCAGUCGGUGCUGCCUCCAGGGAUGGAAGACUUUCAGACCCAGUUGGAGAAAGAGCUCCAGGCUGGGUGUCUAUUUGAAGCUGAUUUCUCCCUGCUGGAUGGAGUCAAGCCUAACAUCAUCAGUUUUAAGCAUCAGUACGUGGCAGCCCCUUUGGUAAUGCUGAAGCUACAGCCUGAUGGGAGACUCUUACCCAUGGUCAUCCAGCUCCAGCCACCUCGACACAGAAGCCUCCUACCUCUGCUCUUCUUACCCUCAGAUCCUCCAAUGGCCUGGCUCCUGGCCAAGAUAUGGGUCGGUAGCUCUGAUUUCCAACUGUACCAGUUACAGUCACAUCUGUUAAGGGGACAUCUAAUGGCUGAGGUUAUUUCUGUGGCCACAAUGAGGAGCUUACCUAGCCUCUAUCCUAUCCAUCAGCUCCUGGUCCCCCACUUCCGCUACACCAUGGAGAUCAACAUCCUGGCACAGACUAAUCUUGUUUCUGAAUGGGGAAUUUUUGGUCUGCUGGUGAGUACAGGGAGAGGAGGUCAUGGGGACAUUCUCCAGAGAGCCACAGCUUGUUUGAUUUACUGUUCCUUUUGCCCUCCGGAUGACCUGGCAGACAGUGGGCUCUUGGAUGUGAAAUCUUCCCUCUAUGGCCAAGAUGUUCUCAGGCUAUGGGAAAUCAUCAAUCAGUAUAUAGAGAAGAUGGUCAGACUGUUCUACAAGAGUGACACAGAUGUGACAAAUGAUCCAGAGCUGCAGGCCUGGUGCAGAGAGAUCAGUGAGAUUGGGCUGCAGGGGGCCCAGGACCGGGGGUUUCUCAUCUCCUUAGAGUCCCGGGAUCAGCUGUGCUAUUUUGUUACCAUGUGCAUCUUCACAUGCACUGGUCAACAUGCUUCUACCCAUCUGGGUCAGCUGGACUGGUAUGCCUGGAUCCCCAAUGGCCCAUGCACCAUGCAGAAACCCCCACCUACCUCCAAGGAUAUGACAGAUAUAGUGGACUCACUGCCUAGUCUCCAGCAGGCUCGACUGCAGAAGACUUUCACCAAGUUCCUUGGCAGACGCCAGCCUGUCAUGGUAGCCCUGGGACAGCAUAAAGAGGACUAUUUCUCAGGUCCUGGGCCUCAAGCUGUGCUGAUGCAAUUCCAGGAGGAGCUGGCUUUCAUGGAUAAGGAGAUUGAGGUCCAAAAUGCAGGCGUGGACCUGCCCUUGGAGUACCUCCAACCCAGCAUGGUGGAAAACAGUGUGACCAUCUGAGAGGUCUUUUUCACUUUGUGGUGGUUUGAAUGAAAAUGUCCCCCAUAGACUCCAAGUAUUCGGACAUUUUGUCCCCAGAUGAUGGUGCUG
Molecule: messenger RNA, 2170 nt
Organism: Nannospalax galili (Upper Galilee mountains blind mole rat)
Lineage: Eukaryota; Metazoa; Chordata; Mammalia; Rodentia; Spalacidae
Product: arachidonate 12-lipoxygenase, epidermal-type-like
Exons: 15
Biological process (GO): linoleic acid metabolic process; lipid oxidation
Cellular component (GO): plasma membrane; cytosol
Molecular function (GO): arachidonate 12(S)-lipoxygenase activity; iron ion binding; arachidonate 15-lipoxygenase activity
Source: RefSeq, a predicted model, not a curated record